Molecule: messenger RNA, 547 nt
Organism: Populus euphratica (Euphrates poplar)
Lineage: Eukaryota; Viridiplantae; Streptophyta; Magnoliopsida; Malpighiales; Salicaceae
Product: histone H2AX-like
Exons: 2
Coding region: 19-456 (145 amino acids)
Cellular component (GO): nucleosome
Molecular function (GO): protein heterodimerization activity; DNA binding; structural constituent of chromatin
Source: RefSeq, a predicted model, not a curated record
UCUGAUUUUUGCGUGAAAAUGAGUUCUAAAGGAGCAGCAGCAGCAGCAUCUACAAGGGGAGGGAGAGGAAAGCCAAAGGCCUCCAAGGCUGUGUCAAGGUCCCAGAAGGCAGGGCUACAGUUCCCAGUGGGAAGGAUUGCAAGGUUUUUAAAAACCGGAAAGUAUGCUGAACGUCUUGGUGCUGGAUCUCCUGUCUACCUCUCCGCUGUCCUUGAAUACCUCGCUGCCGAGGUUCUUGAGCUUGCUGGGAAUGCUGCGAGAGAUAACAAGAAAAACCGGAUCAUACCGAGGCACAUCCAGCUUGCAGUGAGGAAUGAUGAGGAGUUGGGGAGGCUGUUGGGGUCGGUCACAAUUGCAAAUGGAGGUGUUUUGCCUAACAUUAACCAGACCCUACUUCCCAAGAAGGCUGGCAAAGGGAAGAACGGUGACAUUGGAUUUGCUUCUCAGGAGUUUUAGGGCUUUUGAUAGGUUGUCAUAUACAUUCCUUAGGGUUUUUCUAUGUAUUUUUGGAGUUGUCUAAUGAAAUUAAACAUUUAGUUGCUUAACA